UACGUGGCGCAGAAGCCCUUCUCUUUCGGAGACUCAGAGGGGGGAGCGGAGAGGAGAAUGGAGCGGGGCGCUGAUGAAUGAACUUUGAAAUUGAAAUCGAAAUUGAGGUUUGUAAUUGUAUAGAAUAGAAGCACAGACAGAAUCCAGGCCCCAUCCCCAUUCCCAUUCCCGUUCCCAUGCUUAUGGUUCUCUCUCUCUAACGGAUUUCUCAAGGCUUGCUUCAGUUCAGAUCGCAGCAGCAGCAGCAGCAGCCAGAAGAGUACUAUUUCUGAUGUCCACUCUUGGCAAUUCAACAAAUAUUUUCUGGCAUGAAUGUCCGGUUGGGAAGGCUGACAGGCAAAAGCUACUUAAUCAACAGGGAUGUGUUGUGUGGAUCACGGGACUCAGUGGAUCAGGAAAAAGCACGCUUGCCUGCUCGUUAGGUAGGGAAUUGCACUCCAGGGGAAAGCUCUCUUAUAUUCUUGAUGGAGACAACCUUAGGCAUGGAUUAAACAAGAAUCUUGCUUUCAGCCCUGAAGAUCGUACUGAAAAUAUUCGCAGGGUGGGGGAGGUUGCAAGGCUAUUUGCAGAUGCUGGCUUAAUCUGCAUUGCUAGUUUGAUAUCCCCCUAUAGAAAGGACCGGGAUGCUUGCCGUGCAAUGUUGCCAGAUGAGAAUUUUAUCGAGGUUUUCUUGAACAUGCCUCUACAAGUGUGUGAAGAAAGAGACCCUAAAGGUCUUUACAAGCUUGCUCGCGCUGGAAAGAUUAAAGGUUUUACUGGGAUUGACGAUCCUUAUGAACCACCUCGAAGUUGUGAGAUUGAAAUACAACUGAAGGAGGGCGGGGUUUGCCCAACGCCAGUUGAGAUGGCAGGGAAAGUGGCAUCAUUUUUGGAUGAUAAAGGCUUUCUGCAAGCACGGUGACAACUGUUUGAAUUCUGAGUUCACUUGCUUCUAUCUCUGUUACCCCAUAUAUAUAUACACACACGCAUAUGUCCCAUGAUAUGAUAAAACAGCCUAGUCCAGGUUGGACACCAUCAGCAGCGGAUUACCAGCUUCAUUAUCUGGAUUGCUUGAUAUUUGACAGUAGUUUCUUUCACCUUUCACUUUGUUUCUGUUCACCUAGUUUCCAGGUUGUGGUAAAUCUGUUGUGAACUCAUUCCUAUUAUUAAUCUAAGUCGUUAUCAUAAAA
This is a messenger RNA of Diospyros lotus (date-plum), 1169 nucleotides long. Its product is annotated as adenylyl-sulfate kinase 3. The transcript is spliced from 7 exons. Gene Ontology annotation, molecular function: ATP binding; adenylylsulfate kinase activity. The coding region runs from base 272 to 901 and encodes 209 amino acids. Gene Ontology annotation, biological process: sulfate assimilation. The record is from RefSeq and is a predicted model, not a curated record. Lineage: Eukaryota; Viridiplantae; Streptophyta; Magnoliopsida; Ericales; Ebenaceae.